AUGUCGCUCGAGGAACGCGAGGUCCAGCGAUACUACCAACCCUGGCUGGCCGCCCACGGAUCCUCGCUCAACGUCGCCAACAACGUCGACAGCAUCGCCGAGUACGACCUCAAAGGAAAGGGAUACACGCCCCGCGCCUCCCGCGACAAGGCCCUGACCGCAUUCGCCCAGCUCAUAGCCCUGCGCCUCAACGUCAAGAGGUGCAUGGUCUCCCUCAUUGACUCCUCCAACCAGUACAUCCUAGCGGAAGCCACCCAGCACAACGCUCUUUCCGGCGCUGCCAGCGAUGUUGAGACUGGCGACGACCUAUGGCUCGGCAGCGCUAUCCUCAAGCGCCCCGAUGCCAUAUGCGAACACUGCAUGUACAACACUUGUGUAGGUUUCGAGGAAGAUGGCCGCCCCUACGCCGCCAAAGGUCUGAUUGUGAAUGAUUGCCGUCUCGAUGAGCGCUUCCAGGACCGCCCAUAUGUUCAGCAGGAGCCUGGCGUGUGCUUCUACGCUGGAGUCCCUUUGUUCUCCCGACACAACUACAUGAUUGGUGCGCUGGCCAUAUCCGACGACGAGCCUCGAGAUGGGUUGCGCGCCAGUGACAUUAGACUCCUCCAGGAGACUGCUCAGUCCGUCAUGGAGCACUUGGAGUGGGCUCGAGAUCGUGUGGACCGCUUCAAGGGAGAGCGCAUUGUUCGUGGGAUGGCAUCGUUCAUUGAAGACUGCUCAUCCAUACGAGACGGUUCUCUACCCGAGGAUCCAGAUCAAACACCUGCCGCUUCCCUCAGCGCAAACGAAGACCAUAAUGCAAAGGCUCCAUCACGACCACGAUUGACUACCAGGAGAUCAUCUCGGCGAGUGCCACAGCCUGGUCCACAUAAGUCAGUUGACAGCAUGGCUCACAUGUACACGCGCGCUGCGGACAUUCUUCGUGAUGCUACUCUGGCCGACGGGUGUGCCAUCUUCGGCGCCUCACCUGGCUCAGGUAGAGCCAAUAGUAUCAAGACAGCGUUUGGAGCAAGUCCAGCAGAGACCGCCCACCCAUCUCCAGCCUCAGAUUCCGACAAGCACGAUACCAACACUUCAGAUUCAGAUAGUUCUCCGGCAGCCAGGCCGUGCAAGAUACUGGCGUACUCUCUCGCUGACGAACAGGCUCGAGCUGACAUUGAGACUGGUACUGCUUUGACACUAGGAACUCUUGAUAAAUACUUUGCUCUCUUUCCGCAAGGCCGCACGUUUUCCUUCACAUCCGAAGGUGCCGGUGUAUCAUCCGAGGACGACAGCGCCAGUGACAAGGAAGUACGCCAGAGAGCUUCAUCAAUCGUGGGAGACGGCAAAGACAAACCUCGUACUCGCAAACGCAGGAUGGAUCACAAAGAGCUGCUGAAGAAGAUCCCUGGAGCCAAGAACGUCAUAUUUCUUCCUCUCUUCGACCAUGGUGAGGAAAGACUGAUCGCUGGCUGCUUUCUUUGGACCUCAGUCACUGGUCGCAUGAUGUUAGACGCUGAUCUUUCGUAUCUACGAGCGUUCAGCAAUUGCAUAGUAAGCGAAGUUGUUCGCAUGAACAUGCAGAAGAACGAAGCGUCCAAGACGACCUUCAUUGCGUCAAUGUCACACGAGCUGAGAUCUCCGCUCCACGGCAUCCUAGGAGCAGCAGAGUUCCUGACCGACACCAUGACCGACGCCUACCAGUCUGGCCUCAUCACAUCCAUUGUUACAUGUGGACGAACUCUACUCGACACUCUGAACCACGUACUGGAUUACAGUAAGAUCAACAAGUUGGGUAGAGCCCAAAUGAGGAGACACGCUCGCCAGAACAAGCUUGUCAAUCUUGCUUCGGAUUCGUCUUUGGAGAGCUUGAACAUGACUGCAGAGAUUGAUCUGGGCGUCCUCGUUGAAGAGGUCGCCGAGGCGGUUACUGCAGGACAUUCCUUCAAGAGACUACCAGGGGCGGGCACUGUAGCAUCAUUCGAUGCACUCACAUCUGGUAAGAGAGACGCAAUCGCCAAUGCGCAAGGAUCUAAAGGGCGCUUGGCCACCCAUCCACUGGUCUUGCUGGAUAUCAGCCCGCGAAGAUCCUGGCUCGUGCGAGUUCAACCUGGAGCAUUGCGGAGAGUCAUCAUGAACCUCUUGGGCAAUGCUUUGAAGUAUACAGAAUCGGGGUUCGUCGCAGUCUCACUUCGAGCACAGGAAAGCACGAGUAACUCGAAGAUUGACGCUCUCAUCCGCGUCGUCGACUCUGGCAAAGGCAUGUCGGAUACAUUCCAAAAGGACAAGCUAUUUCUCCCCUUCAGCCAAGAGGAUCCUUUCCAGCCAGGCACUGGUCUCGGUCUUAGCAUCGUGAAACAGAUUGUCGACUCACUUGGAGGAUCCAUCGAAGUCACGUCUCAGCAAAACGUUGGCACCGAGAUCGACGUACGCCUCAGUUUGACGCCCGUGGGAUCCACCACAGAUCAGACGCCCGAUCCUGAGAUGCUAUCCAUGGAGAGCAGAACUCGUGGCAAGCAUCUGGUGAUGCUGGAUGUUCCACGCGAGGGUAGCGCAAACCGACCACCCACCGAUCCGGUGGCGAGGCUUGAGCAGACGGUGCGCGAGGCAUGUACGCGGUGGUUUGGGAUGCGUGUCACUCGAUCCAGCAACCUCGAUGAAUCACAAGACGCCGACUUCUAUAUCUUCUGCGAACCACCCCCAGUCGAAACGUUGAUUGAGCGUAACAGACAGUCACCCAGUGGCGGUCAAGGAAUUCAUGGAGAAGUUCCUGUCAUUAUUGUUUGCCUCAACGACGAAGAGGCCAUCUCGAUAAGUCGCAAGCAUCAGACCACUCUGCGAGAACUUGGAAGAGUGGUGGAAGUUGUCCCACAGCCAUGUGGGCCACGUAAACUUGCGAAAGUGUUCAACCAUUGUCUCGAAAGAGUCGAGGAAGUUCAGAACAACCCAAGGACGCCAGAACCGACAGAUACCCCAAUGGAACACAGUAAGAAAUCACCAGAUGUCAUGGAAGACGUGCGGCAUACAAACAGCAAGGACCUGGGAAAGACCAUGAGCGCUGCCAUCUCGUAUCCUACCGCGCCGCCCAUCGAUCCGACCACUCCUGCAUUGCAAAAGAGGGCCUAUUCGGACAGCGCUUCGUCUCGAGCGAACACUAGCAGUGGACAAGCUACGCCAGCCGAAUUGCACCUACUUUUGGUUGAUGACAACAAGAUCAACCGGCAGCUCCUUGUCAUGUUCAUGAAGAAGUGCAACUUCUCCUACCGCGAAGCUGAGAACGGCCUCGAAGCGGUGGAAGAGUACAAAGCUUCCUGUCUACCUGGCCCUCAAACCUCUCAACCAGGUAGACAAUUCGAUUUCGUGCUCAUGGACAUCAGCAUGCCGGUCCUCGACGGCAUGGAAGCCACGAGGAGAAUCCGAGAGUUCGAGAGCGAGAACGGCCUUAAGAAGACCAAUGUCAUUGCGUUGACUGGUUUAGCUUCUGCACAGGCGCAAGCGGAUGCGGAGACGGCGGGUAUUGAUGUCUUCCUGCCCAAACCGGUGAAGUUUGCAGAGCUUAGGAGGCUUGUGGAUGCGGCGCCGAGGUUGGAAGGAAGCUAG
Zasmidium cellare ATCC 36951 is the source of this 3576-nucleotide messenger RNA. RefSeq lists its product as uncharacterized. Gene Ontology annotation, biological process: protein autophosphorylation; phosphorelay signal transduction system. Gene Ontology annotation, molecular function: protein binding; phosphorelay sensor kinase activity; histidine phosphotransfer kinase activity. Lineage: Eukaryota; Fungi; Ascomycota; Dothideomycetes; Mycosphaerellales; Mycosphaerellaceae. Bases 1 to 3576 code for a protein of 1191 amino acids. The transcript is spliced from 4 exons. The record is from RefSeq and is a predicted model, not a curated record.